AUGUUUGGAACAUUAGUGUCGGAAGACGUAGAAAUUAAGGUUGAACCAAGCAAAGCAUGGAAGCUUUGGAGCACACUCGACUUUGUCACAGUCGUGUCUAAAGAAAUACUCGAUAAACUUGAAGUAGAGGGGGAUGGUGGUGUUGGUACCGUUCUCAACCUCAUCUUUAAACCUGGGUUUUGGGUUUCAUCGUACAAGGAAAAGUUCGUGAAGAUCGACCAUGAGAAUAUGACGAAAGAAGCAGAGGUUGUGGAAGGUGGGUUUCUCGAUAUUGGAUUUAGCCUCUACAGAUGUCGGUUUGAGAUUAAAGAGAACCCAAAGGACAAAACGGGCUCAUCAUGUGUGGUGAAAGCAACAAUUGAGUAUGAGGUCAAGGAGGAAGCGACUUCGAACGUUUCUCUAGUCAACAUGGAUCAAUUGGUUUACGCUAUCAAGGUUGCCGGCCAACAUCUUGAGAAUUCUAGUUAA
Molecule: messenger RNA, 468 nt
Organism: Erigeron canadensis
Lineage: Eukaryota; Viridiplantae; Streptophyta; Magnoliopsida; Asterales; Asteraceae
Product: norbelladine synthase-like
Exons: 2
Coding region: 1-468 (155 amino acids)
Biological process (GO): defense response; abscisic acid-activated signaling pathway
Cellular component (GO): cytoplasm; nucleus
Molecular function (GO): abscisic acid binding; signaling receptor activity; protein phosphatase inhibitor activity
Source: RefSeq, a predicted model, not a curated record